AUGGACCCGUUAGCUACCGUGGAAGGGCCACCAGUCAACCUAGCAAGAGAAGAUCCCGCACCCGCAUCUCUUGGACGACUCAUCCAUCGCGCGGAGCGGAACCGCAACCAUGGUCAAGAAAUUGAAGGCCUGGGGCCAAAGAACGGGGCAAGCAAUGUGACUCACCGAGGAGUCUGUUCCCUGAUUGGCGCUGCUUUCCAACGAGUGUCGCUACUGACUAACUGGGCUUCAUGGCCGUUGCUUGAGAACGGGGCGGAUCUAGAAAGACGCCAGGGAUCACAAGGCGGUCACCGAAUAUAG
Histoplasma capsulatum G186AR is the source of this 300-nucleotide messenger RNA. RefSeq lists its product as uncharacterized. NCBI's taxonomy places the organism in Eukaryota, Fungi, Ascomycota, Eurotiomycetes, Onygenales, Ajellomycetaceae. The record is from RefSeq and is a predicted model, not a curated record. The coding region runs from base 1 to 300 and encodes 99 amino acids. The transcript has a single exon.